UUGAAGUAAACUGUCAAUUAAGAAAAGUUUCUUAUUAAACUGUAGCAAAUAGUAGAAGCCAAUAUUCCCUGAUCCGAAUAUAAUCCUAAUCCUAAUAUUCCCAAAUAAAAUGACCGAAGAACAUAUAAUCAGAAGAAAAUUGCUUCUGGAUGGCAACGGCACUGGUGACGAUAAAAAACUGCAGAAUUUCCUGAAACAAGUCACCAAUUGGAUUAACGAUAAUUCUCCAGCCGCUCAGUCCAAUCACACAUUUGAUUCUCUAAUAUCUCAGCUGAGAGCUUUUGAAUGCAAUCGCAAAAAGUCUGAUCUGAUCCUUCAAAGUAAUGCGGCUCAGAUGGCAAAAUACCGAGCUUUGCAUGGUGCAGUAGAAGACAAAGUCAGUGAAAUCAGUGCGGAUUUGAACAAGCAGGAAUCCCUGUUGAAACAGGCGAAAAUAUUCAAACAGAAUCAGAUCGAUUACGCAUUGAUUGCGCGAACUGUUAAUCAGCAACCCUGCCGCAGGCAAAUGAAAGAGAACAUCGACCUUUUAAAGGCAGAAUUUGCGGAUUUAAUUAAAGAGAAGGAGCGUUUGGACAUGCAAUGGAACUUGAGAAUAAAACAAUGCUAUGUACUUUCUACCUCAGCUAAUGAAUUGAAAGAAAUCUUGAAACCAUAUAGUGCAAACUCUGAUGACUUUGAAACCAUGGUUGCUGAAGAGGAAUCACUUUAGUUUCUUUUUUGAAAGGUAUUGUUGUUUUUUCACGUUUUGCGUCAUUAACAUACUUUUAAGGAACGUGUUUCAACGGUUGGGAUGUUAUUAAAAUACAUAUAUUCGGUUUAUAUUAAAA
Messenger RNA from Dendroctonus ponderosae (mountain pine beetle), 827 nucleotides. Its product is annotated as THO complex subunit 7 homolog. Gene Ontology annotation, cellular component: THO complex part of transcription export complex. Bases 110 to 709 code for a protein of 199 amino acids. The transcript has 2 exons. Gene Ontology annotation, biological process: mRNA processing. NCBI's taxonomy places the organism in Eukaryota, Metazoa, Arthropoda, Insecta, Coleoptera, Curculionidae. The record is from RefSeq and is a predicted model, not a curated record.